Molecule: messenger RNA, 2807 nt
Organism: Nomascus leucogenys (northern white-cheeked gibbon)
Lineage: Eukaryota; Metazoa; Chordata; Mammalia; Primates; Hylobatidae
Gene: ZNF76
Product: zinc finger protein 76
Exons: 14
Coding region: 514-2067 (517 amino acids)
Biological process (GO): central nervous system development; regulation of transcription by RNA polymerase II
Cellular component (GO): nucleus
Molecular function (GO): RNA polymerase II cis-regulatory region sequence-specific DNA binding; DNA-binding transcription factor activity, RNA polymerase II-specific
Source: RefSeq, a predicted model, not a curated record
UCAGCCUCGCGGGCCAUGCGUCACCCCGGCCUUGUGGGGGGCGGGGCUCCGAGGAGCUCGGUUCAGAUCCCGGCCGCCUGGGCUCCAGGAGCCCCGGAACCGGGAUAAGUUGGAUGGCUGCCGCGGCGAAGCGGGGGGCGGGGUGGACCGUGCCCGGUAUUUUCUAUACGGGUUCCGGGGCCCGGUAGAGGCGCGCCAAGAGGAGAGGAAAGUGCGGCGGCCCUGGAACCUGGAUAUCGCGCGAGAUUUGUGACCCAGAAGGAAAUCUCUGACCUCAGCUGUGGCUCUUGGUGCUGGCCAGAAGCCAACUUCAUGUCUGAGUGCACGAGUAGCAGUUUGCCAUGGAGAGCUUGGGGCUGCAGACGGUGACCCUUAGUGAUGGGACAACAGCCUACGUCCAGCAAGCUGUCAAAGGAGAGAAGCUUCUUGAAGGGCAGGUGAUCCAGCUCGAGGAUGGGACCACCGCAUACAUUCACCAGGUGACGGUACAGAAAGAAUCUCUCUCCUUUGAGGAUGGUCAGCCUGUGCAGCUGGAAGAUGGCAGCAUGGCUUACAUACACCGCACACCCAGAGAAGGCUAUGACCCCAGUGCCCUGGAAGCCGUCCAGCUGGAAGAUGGCUCCACUGCCUACAUUCACCACCCUGUGGCUGUGCCAUCGGACAGCACCAUCCUGGCCGUACAGACAGAGGUGGGCUUGGAAGACCUGGCAGCAGAGGAUGAUGAGGGCUUCAGUGCAGACACAGUGGUGGCCCUGGAGCAGUAUGCCAGCAAGACUUUUCCCCCAGGUUCUUCAUGACAGCCAGAUUCCCCAUAAUGGAAAAGGGCAGCAAGUUGGAGACAGAGCAUUCCGCUGUGGCUACAAGGGCUGUGGGCGUCUCUACACCACCGCUCAUCACUUAAAGGUGCAUGAACGAGCUCAUACAGGUGACCGUCCAUACAGAUGUGACUUCCCCAGCUGUGGAAAGGCCUUUGCCACAGGCUAUGGACUGAAGAGCCACGUUCGUACCCACACUGGUGAGAAACCAUACAAGUGCCCAGAGGAGCUGUGCAGCAAGGCCUUCAAGACCUCAGGAGACCUGCAGAAGCAUGUCCGUACCCACACUGGUGAACGCCCGUUCCGGUGCCCUUUUGAGGGCUGUGGCCGCUCCUUCACCACAUCUAACAUCCGCAAGGUACACGUGCGUACCCACACAGGCGAGAGGCCCUACACCUGCCCGGAGCCCCACUGUGGCCGUGGCUUCACCAGUGCCACCAACUAUAAGAAUCACGUGCGCAUCCACACAGGGGAGAAGCCAUACGUUUGCACGGUGCCAGGCUGCGGGAAACGCUUCACCGAGUACUCGAGCUUAUAUAAGCACCACGUGGUGCACACACACUGCAAGCCCUACACCUGCAGCACCUGUGGCAAGACCUACCGGCAGACCUCCACCUUGGCCAUGCACAAGCGCAGUGCCCACGGCGAGCUGGAGGCCACGGAGGAGAGCGAGCAGGCCCUCUAUGAGCAGCAGCAGCUUGAGGCCGCCUCUGCAGCCGAGGAGAGCCCGCCACCCAAACGACCCCGGAUAGCUUACCUUUCGGAGGUGAAGGAAGAGGGUGAUGACAUCCCAGCCCAAGUGGCCAUGGUGACUGAAGAAGAUGGGGCCCCCCAGGUGGCUCUGAUCACUCAGGAUGGUGCCCAGCAGGUCAGCCUGUCCCCGGAAGACCUGCAGGCCCUGGGGAGUGCCAUCAGUGUGGUCACCCAGCAUGGCAGCACCACCCUCACCAUCCCCAGUCAUGAUGCCGACCUGGCCACAUCUGGCACACAUACAGUCACCAUGGUCAGCGCCGAUGGCACCCAGACGCAGCCCGUCACAAUCAUUACCUCUGGGGCUGUGGUGGCUGAGGACUCAAGUGUAGCAUCUCUUUGUCAUCAACAGGUGGCACUGUUGGCGACAGCCAACGGAACGCACAUUGCAGUGCAGCUGGAGGAACAGCAGACCUUAGAGGAGGCCAUCAGUGUGGCCACUGCGGCCAUGCAGCAAGGGGCCGUGACCCUGGAGACAACAGUGUCGGAGAGUGGCUGCUGAGUCCAAGAGGGCUGGAUCCCACACCAUGCUGGAGGAAGUGCCAUGCUGCAUGGCCAUUCUUGCCCCCAAGGGCCCAGGCUGUGGCUGACACAUGGAAGGUGGCCACAUAGGUCUCUGGGUUGAGAAGACAGCAAGAAAACUGCCCACCUGAAGGGAAUGGGGGCCCUGCCCAAGAGGGGGGCCAGGCAGCUGGAAUCAGGGGAGUGCAUCAUCCUCGGGAGCUGACGACAAGCCAGGCUACACCAGGGCACCCUCCUCUCAAAAUCAGCUGGGUGCCCGCUGUCCUCCUAAAGAACACCCUUCUGGCCCUCAGUCUGCUGCCCUUCUCAGGUGGAGAUUGGGGCUGCUAUGGGGACUGGUCCUCUAGGGGAGAGCCACAGAUAGCUCUUCAGCCCAGUAGCAGCGGAGCAGGCCCUGUCCUGCCCUCCCAGCAAUAACCACCACCCUGGAGGCCAGCUGAGAUGCCUGGCUACUUGGCACCAGGGACUUCCUGACACCACAGUCAAUUAAUUCCUCAGGGGCCUGUGGCUGGAGAAAAGGUGCCCAGCCCCCGCCACUCCUCAGCUGCCCCCCAACCUCUCUAUGGCAGAGAGGCAGGGAGUGGCCCUGUACAUAGACUGCUGGGGAUUGGGUUUGAUUUGUUUUGUUUUUUUUUAAUUCCAUUUUGAUAAUUUUUUUCGUGCUCUGGGUGGUGGUGGCACAUGGAUGAAUGAGUAUUUAAUAAAAGUUCCAAAUUUCCA